AACCGCAUUUCCCAGAUGGAAACACGUGUAUGGUCUGGCAUAUUAUGGGAUUUGACUUCCCAAAUAUCAAAACAGAGAGGCCGUUUUCUUCCAUUUCGCAGUUUCAGCGUUCAGACAUAGCAAAGCAUUGAUCCACUCUGGAACCUUUCUCGUCGCUCCUGCUUCCGGCCGGGUUUGUUAUCAGGAAGGAACUCCCCAACCGGAAGUCGCCGCUGGGCUCGUCUCCGCGCCGGAUUCGAGUCGGAUUUCCCCCCGAAAACCCCUUCCGGGCUCCUUCCGAGACGAUGGAGGAACCGGAGAUGCAGCUCAAAGUGAAGAAAGUGACGGAUAAAUUCACCGAAAGCAUGUACGUCCUGGCCAACGAACCCUCCGUCGCCUUGUAUCGGCUCCAGGAACACGUCCGGCGGUCACUCCCAGAACUGGCCCAGCACAAGGCCGACAUGCAGAGCUGGGAGGAGCAAAGCCAAGGGGCCAUUUACACUGUGGAGUAUGCCUGCAGUGCCAUCAAGAACAUGAAGGACAGCGGCGUCUAUUUCAAGAGCAUCGAGGGCUUGCUCCGACACGCCUCCGCCGUCAAGGACCGCUUGAACUCGGCCCGCAGGUAAAGCGCUUCGGAACCGGGUUCGAAUCCCCGCCCGGACUGCAUUGCUCGCCUUCCAAGAAACGCCCGCAAUCGACGUAUGCAGUUCUUCACCUUGUUAUAUAUCAUAAUAUUAAACCUUGGAAUGCAUUUUCUGCAAAUAUGUAUUAUUAUUAUUAUUGUUAUUAUGACACAGCAAACAAGAUAGACAUGCUGGAUUUCGUAUCACAAAAUCACAAGUAGAACACUUCCCAAGUGUCUAGGACUGUGUGAUGUAUUUUCAGAUGAUGCUGCAGAUCCCAGUGUUGGUCAGAGACUGGAUUUCAGUUUCCGCUUUUCCAUACAGCUUCAGGUCAUCCAUGUACAUCAAAUGCGAAAUUUUGUGAGAUUUCUUAGAUGUUUGAUAGCCGAGAUUUGUUUUUUGUAAGAUUGUUGACAGGGGGAUCGUGGCAAUAAUGAAAAGCAGAGGGGACAACGAGUCUCCCUGGAAAAUUCCUCUCCUGAUGUUGACAAGUCCAUAGCUUUCAUUUCCAACAAACAGUUCAGUUUUCCAGUGCUCCAUCAUGUUUUCAAUAAAGGUGCCAACGUUUUUACAAAUCCCGAUGGCGUCCAGGCACUUGAUGAUCCAGCUGUGUGGGAGUGAGUCAAAGGCCUUUUGGUAGUCAAUCCACGUCAUGUGAAGAUUAGCUUUUAUUAUUAUUAUUAUUGACACCAACAUAGAUGGUAAAGCUCUGGAAGAUCUUGGAGUUAAAAUCAAGCCCACGUCAAUAAAUCGCUGGAGGCAAGUUGUUUAUUCCAUCUUUCCACAAUCCUAAAAAGACAGUUCUAAAAUUUUCCCGGUCAAACGUCCUAUACAUAUCGGCCCCAAGUUCCAUCCUAUUUGGUAUCACUGUGACAGUCUGUUGUUGUUAUUGUUGUUGUUGUUGUUGUUGUUGUUAUUAUUAUUAUUAUUAUUAUUAUUAUUAUUAUUAUUACUGUUGACACUAACAUAGCUGGCAAAGUUCAGACUCUGGAAGAUCUUGGAGUUAAAAUCAAGCUCACGACAAUAAAUCGCUGGAGGCAA
Messenger RNA from Anolis carolinensis (green anole), 1643 nucleotides. RefSeq names its product BLOC-1 related complex subunit 8 (gene borcs8). The record is from RefSeq and is a predicted model, not a curated record. Lineage: Eukaryota; Metazoa; Chordata; Lepidosauria; Squamata; Anolidae. The transcript has 4 exons. Bases 285 to 605 code for a protein of 106 amino acids. Gene Ontology annotation, cellular component: BORC complex.